GCCCUUUUAACGUUGAGAGGUUUCCACGGAAUAAAACAAAAAGAAUUUUAUUUUAAAAAGAAAGAGGCCCAGGCAAAAUUAAUUUUUCAGCUUCGUCAUUGAUUUCCUUUUAUUUUUUUUGUUUCUGACGGGAUGGAACUCUGAGAGGUGGGCGGUGAUAAGAAGAGCGAUUCAUAAAUAAUGAAAUCUAAUUACAGUUUUUUGAAGGUAGUACACUAUAGAGCAAAAGGGCAAAAUAAAAAAAGAAGGAGAAAAAAUGUAUAACAACAUUUGAAAUUGAAUGGAGCAGCAGCGCGGGGGGAAAGGAAUUUUAGACCCCGCCCCUUUCGUGAAGAGAAGCAACAUUAGCACUUGGAAGAUGUCGGUUUUUCUUUCCCUCCUGUGUAUGUGUGUGUGUGUUUUGAUGGGUUUUAGACGCUCUGUGUGUCGGGGGCAUAUAAAUAGAAGAGAGACAAAAGGAAAAGAAGAAAAAUAAAAGAUUCUUCUUCUUCUUCUUUUUGAUGGCGCAUUCGGCACCUCUGCAGGGGUUUUUCUUGCCCCUUUUAUUUUUAUUUUGGCUUCGCUUCUUCUUGUUCCAUGUGUUUUUCCUUAGCUUUUUGUUUGCCUAUCUCGACUAUCUUUUUCGGUGUGUGGCAUCGGCUUUUAUAGGUGUCCCUGCCUCGGGUAAAGAAAAAGACGGGCGCACCGGUCGGUGGAGGUGUAGUAGUGUGGUGGUCAAGUGGGAGGGAUUCUUACAUAUCUCUCGACUAUACACAACCCGAAUAAGAAAAUCUUUUUUUCUCUCUCUCUCUCUCGAUGAUACUCACACACACAAGUCUCUUUUAUAUACACGCACACAAAAGAAGCAGGAGACUUUUGAAAUGGACGCUGAGGGCGGAGCUUGGCUCCAGAGUGGGAGGUGUCCUCAAGUCCCGCCUCUUUCUCUCUCCCGUGUACCAACUUGGGUGCUCAGCCGAAGGGGAGACUUGCGCACCCGUGAGCGCACCCCACACACAGAACCCCCCUUCUUUUUUUUUUUUUACCUUAGACACCGAACAAGGUGAAACAAACCGAAAACCAAAAAUCUCUUUUCUUCUUCUUCUUCUUCCUUUUCUUAUGUAUAACCUCCUUCUUCGUCUUCUUCUACUUCUUGGCCGUGUGUCUCUAACUGGGAGGUCGGGUGCUGCUCCUUUUCCCUCCGCCCUGCUGUGUGUGUCUGUACGCCCAGUUGUACUCACCGGUGGGGACUUUGGAGCUCAGUCCGUCAAGACACAUUGUUGUGACAACAUAGAUCCCAACAGCUCGACCAAAGAAGAAGAAAAAGUUCUUGUUCUUUUCAAAAUAUUAUUUAAAAGAAGAAGAAGAAGAAGAAGAAGAAGGCACCUGGAGACCCUCCUCAAUUUUUCGUUGUAUUCCCUUUUAGUGAAUGUUUUCACCUCUAGACCUUUCAUACCCCCCCGAUUCUCAAUGACCCACCUCUCCGAUCCGAUCCGCUCCUCUGCUCCUCCAGCGUCACCUUAUUCCUCCUCCUCCUUCUCCUCCUCCUCCUCCUCUUGGUCGACUGCUACUACCCCGCCUCCGCCGUCUCCUCCAGCUCUGCAGACUCACAGAGUGCUGGUGGUUCGGUGAUUUGCUGCCAGUUCCAUCACAGAUACCUCAUCGGCCGGUGUCCAGAGAUCGUCUCUCCGCGCUUCCUGUCGGAUAACCCACUACUUUUGACCAUUUUUUAUCCUCCUCUCCACUCUGGUUUUUUUAACUCCCCCAACAACAAAUUUUUAGAAAAACCGAAUUUUUAUUUCUGUCGAAAUUUUGGAAAAAUUUUUUUCUUAUUUUUUUUUCCGUAUUUGUCAAAACACAAAAAUUUUUUACAAAUUAAAUUGGCCCUCUGCUGACGGCUGGGCAUCGAGAGAUGGAAUGACACUCUCCCAAGAGCCGAUGCCGUUUGUCGAUCGUGUCGAAACGUCCGCGUCUAGACACCAACCCAGCGCACGAUCAGAGAUUUAUCGGCCCGCGUCUAUUCCUCGCUGUUGCCUCCAUUGAUUUCCCCAAUUCCCCUUUUUACCUCGAUCCUCAUUGGUGAUUUACAUAUCGACGGUGCCGUCGUCGUUUCAUUUCGUUCAUCGGGAUUCCCAACCAAAAAAAGUGCUACUCCGUUCGGUUCCCAAAUAUUUUCCGCAGUGUUCAAACAAGCGAAUUGAGAAAAAAGUCGAAGUAAAAAUUAGAAAAAAUGAUGGCGUCGUUCGUCGAGUGUUGGUCCAGUGCUGGAAGGCCUACGUGCUCAUCAGAGGAGGCCGGUCACGUUCGGACUCGGCGGCGGCGGAUAAGCGUCGGCGUCUGCAGCGACUGUGGCGGUGAUGGAGUCGAGCGUCCAACCCAAUCAUCCGCGUCGUCUUGUUCCUCCUCCACCACCACCACCUCCGCCACCACCACCUCAUCACGACGCCCUCACAGCAACAGACGUCGCUCGCCCGGCUCGUCAUCUUCGUCGGCCGGCUGCUGUUACUGGCUCCUGGUCCUGCUGGUGGUGUUGAGCGCGUUGCUGCCGUCACCGGCCACGGCCUGCGGUCCCGGCCGGGGUGCCAACCGCCGCCGGUCGCCGCGCAAGUUGACGCCGCUCGUCUUCAAGCAGCACGUGCCCAACGUGUCGGAGAACACGCUCGGCGCCAGCGGACUCACCGAGGGCAAAAUCACGCGCGACGAUCCCAGGUUCCAGCAGCUCGUGCCCAACUACAACACGGACAUUGUCUUCAAAGACGAGGAAGGAACGGGAGCCGAUCGACUCAUGACCCAGAGAUGCAAAGAGAAGCUUAACACGUUGGCCAUUUCGGUGAUGAACCAGUGGCCGGGCGUGAAACUGCGCGUGACGGAAGGCUGGGACGAGGAAGGCCUGCACGCGGCCAACUCUUUGCACUACGAGGGACGAGGCGUGGACAUCACGACGUCGGAUCGCGACCGCUCCAAGUACGGCAUGCUGGCCCGUCUGGCCGUCGAGGCCGGAUUCGACUGGGUCUACUACGAGUCGCGGGCUCACAUUCACGCUUCAGUCAAAUCAGAAUCUUCUCAAGCCGGUCGUCACGGAGGAUGUUUCCCGCCUGAAUCGACCGUUUUGAGCGAGAGCGGCGGAGUCAAGAAACUGUCGGAAUUGUCGGUGGGCGACCGGAUUCAGUCGAUGGACUCGCAGGGCCGUUUGGUCUUCAGUCCCGUCUUGUUGUUCCUGGACCGCGACCUGAGCGAGGAACGAGAUUUCGUCCAGCUGCUAUCGACCGACGGUGCCAGCGUGACGAUGACGGCCAGCCACCUGAUCUACACGGUGGCCAGCCAAGAUUUACUGGAGGAUGUCGACGUCGACUUGAUGAACGGACAACUUCAAUCCAACAGUUUGCACUCGGGCGAGAACAGCAGCGCCGAAGAGGAAGACCGAUUGCUGGACCAGAUGAUGGCCAAUGCUACAAUGGACCGUUUCGGGACCCGCCUGAAGGCCACCUUCGCCUCCAAAGUGCAAAUCGGCGACUGGAUCGUUUCGACUGGCCCCGACGGCCGACCCAAGCCGCAACGGGUGGUCGGCGUCUCGGCCGUGACCCAGCGAGGAGUUCUGGCACCGCUGACCGAGGAAGGGACGCUGGUGGUCGACCAGGUCGUCGUCUCCUGUUACGCCGUCAUCGACGACCAGACCAUCGCUCAUUGGGCAUUCGCUCCCGUCCGUCUCCUCAACAACGUCCACAAGAGUCUGGUCCACUUCUGGCGAGCCCUCAGCUGGUGGAAUCACGACCGGACAGAAUCAGCGAGCGGCAGCAGCAUCCCAGUCAGAAUAAGCGUCGAGGCUGAGAGAUCGAGCACCAGCGAGAGCAAACCUCCGACGCUAGUGGGCAUCCACUGGUACGCCAAAAUGUUGUAUAGGAUAGCGCGAUUUGUACUGCCCAGUCAUCUGGUCUUCAAUUGAUGACUGCUGACAUGUGCUAAGGAUGAUCGCUUCAUCUUUCUCUCUCUCUCUCUCUCUUAUGUAAUCCAUCAAUGAUCGACUAUCUUUUUAUAAUCGAUACAUUGAGACCAACACCCAAUUCUGUUAUAUCCCCGAGAGAGAGAGAGAUUUCCCGAUUUUUUUUUUAUUUGUUAAUUUUUUUUCGGUACAAUUUUCGCUCACCAAUUUCGAGCCUAUAUAUUUAAAUAUGCCCAAUGAUGUAUGAUUUGUUGAUUGCUCUCCCCCCCCCCCCCUAUCCCUCCCGAUUGUUUUUGUUUCGUUACAAAUAAGCCACGACCGAUCAACGGUCAACCAACUAUAUGAAAUGUUCCAGAAACAUAAGGAACUGCCACCAGCAAACCAGCCACCACCACUAUUACUAUUAUACACCUACAGUCCUAUUCAUAUAAAAUAAAACCAUUUUUUACUCCUCGCGUUUCCGCACUCCGCUACAAGAAAACCCGAGAUCAAUUUCCGAGAAAAAUGAAACAGCAGCAAAAAAAUAAAAUAUACCCUCCAUAAUUUUGUGAUGAUGCGUGUGUAAGAUGUAUAACAAUUGUAAAUAGGAUGAACAGUUGAGGAUUGAAGAAGAAACGACGAGGUGUUAAAAAGAAAAGACGGAAAGAAAACACAACUACCAGCCAAACUUUUGUUUUUUUUUUAUGAUGAGAGAAAUAAUCUUCUGUCCCAUAUAUGUAGUUAAUUUCACAAAAAAAAAAAGAGUGUUAAAGGUUCAACAAGUUGUACAUAAUAAAAUAGAGUGAGACAUACACACACAUACAGAUCUAUCAGUAUCUAUCGAUUACCCCCACUCCCCACCCGCACCCCCCAAUAUCACGCGUUCACCUGACCACCACCGACUUUUUCUAUGAAAAAGCCUCUCUCCCUUUUUUUUUUAUAAAACAAACUAUAUACUAUCUUAUGAAAAUUUUUUUUUACCUAUUUUACUCCGUCCGUCUCUUAUAAUAAUUUUUCUAUUUGAUGUCGAGGGAACUUUUUUGUCAAACAUUUUUUUGGUUUUAUUUGUCAGACUCUCACUGCUCUCCAGUGCCCCAAACGUUUGAAUCUUUUAUAUCAAAAUCUUGUUCUUUUCUUUUUUUAUUAUUAUUAUUUUCAGCUUUCAUUUCAUCAUUGACGGAUGAUAAAAAAUUGAAAAAAAAAAAAAACGAAACAAAAAAAUAAUUUCACCGGAAAUCGAACCGCCCUCCAAAGCUAAUACGACAACCAAUUCAUUUGUUAUUUUCGCUCUAUGAAUUCAAUUGUCGCAAGAAUAAGAAGAAAAAAAAAUAAUAAUCAUAAUGGCGAAAUGUUUUUGUUAAUUUUUUUAUUAUUAUUUUGUAAUUUCGCGCCCCUUUGUUUCUUAAUUUCUUGUUUAAAAAAAAUUGUCAUGGGACAACCCAAUUUCCGCCAUUCGGAUUGUCAACUUUGUAUAUUUCUGCAACCAUACACAUCUGUUUCAAUUAUUAUCAAACAACAA
Messenger RNA from Daphnia pulex (common water flea), 5414 nucleotides. RefSeq names its product sonic hedgehog protein A-like (gene hh). NCBI's taxonomy places the organism in Eukaryota, Metazoa, Arthropoda, Branchiopoda, Diplostraca, Daphniidae. The coding region runs from base 2207 to 3919 and encodes 570 amino acids. The transcript is spliced from 3 exons. The record is from RefSeq and is a predicted model, not a curated record. Gene Ontology annotation, biological process: intein-mediated protein splicing; smoothened signaling pathway; multicellular organism development. Gene Ontology annotation, molecular function: calcium ion binding; patched binding.